AUGAAGUUACGUCAGAAUUAUCCGAAUCACUGGCACACUGAUCUCAUGCGAGCCACUCAGUCUGAUCCUCUUUUUUGCUGUUUCUCGCUUUGGUGCGCCCCAUGUGCAUCAUACGUCCUCCGCAAACGAGCUCUAUACAAUGAUAUGUCUAGAUAUACAUGUUGUGGAGGCUAUAUGCCUUGUAGCGGCAGAUGUGGAGAAAGCCACUGCCCUGAAUUCUGUCUUUGUACGGAGGUUUUUCUUUGCUUUGCAAAUUCUGUUGCUUCGACACGCUUUAUGUUGCAAGAUGAGUUCAAUCUGCAGACAACAAAAUGCGAUAAUUGCAUAAUAGGAUUCAUGUUUUGCCUACAGCAGUUAGCAUGUAUAUGUAGCAUUAUUGCUUGUCUCACAGGAAGUGAAGAAAUUCAAGAUGCAGCUCAGCUUCUGAACUGUCUGUCAGACAUUGUUUACUGCACGGUUUGCAGCUGUAUGCAGACACAACACAAGGUUGAAAUGGACAAAAGGGAUGGAAAAUUUGGACCACGGCCAAUGGCAGUGCCACCUGCUCAACAAAUGUCUCGGUUAGAUCAGCCUGUUCCCCCUUCAGUGGGAUAUCCACCUGCACAGCCCCAGGCUUAUCCACCAACACAGCAACCCCAUGGUUACCCGCCACCACAACAGCAGCCUCAGGGUUACCCACCACCACAGCAGCAGCCUCAUGGUUACCCAUCAGCCAAUUAUCCUCCACCUGGUGCUGGAUAUCCCACGUCUGAUUAUCUUCAGUGAAUUGGAGCCUUUUUUUUCCUUUUCCUGUCAGUAAAGUCCAUAGAAUAUGUUCUUGAAUUUAGUACAGUUUGUAGACCAUUAUUCGUUGCUUACCUUGUAAAUCAUGUGAGGUCAUAGAAUAAUUGAGUUGUGUUAUACUGCCUAAGGCAUUCUGAGACAUUUUAUCGUGGUCUAGUAAAUACUCUUAUACUAGCAGGUUGUAAAAUAAUGAACAUUGCAUGUUAUGUCUAUUUAAAAGAUUCAUUUUCAAGAGUGUCUGGUUAGUGUGCUGAAGAAAGAUACAUUAU
This is a messenger RNA of Nicotiana attenuata, 1052 nucleotides long. RefSeq lists its product as uncharacterized. The record is from RefSeq and is a predicted model, not a curated record. The coding region runs from base 1 to 765 and encodes 254 amino acids. The transcript has 8 exons. Lineage: Eukaryota; Viridiplantae; Streptophyta; Magnoliopsida; Solanales; Solanaceae.